CCCCGACCCGCGACCCAUGAUAAAUUACCCGACCUGAACCCGACCUGCUAUGGGGCGGGUCUGGGUACCAAGAAACCCGCCCCGGAGCUGCCCAUUGCCAUUCCUAUUUGAGUCUUUGGGAUAUUGGAGUGCUUCUUUUAGAUCGAACCGGUCCUAGUCACCAUUUUAUCUAAGGUGAACUCAUUUAGAAAAAUAUAUAUAUAUAUAUAUAUAUAUUAAUUUUUUGUUAGUUUUUUAAAUCAAUCAUAAUAUAAUCUUAUUUUUUGAAAUUUUUGGUACGUCAAAUAAAGUAUAAAUUAUUAAGUAUAUCAAUUUCUGUGUACCAAAAAAUUAUUCAUGAAUCAAUUAAUCGUUCAAUUUUGAAUGGUGUUAUUUGUAAAGAAAUGUUUAGUAUCAACAAUUCGAGGUGAUGGGAGAGAUUUAAAAAUGAAUCUUAUACCAAACAAUUAUUCAUAAUUCAGUUAGUCUUCUGCUUUAAUACCUUUCAAUCAACUAUUCUCAAUUAGACGCGUCCUGAAAUUUUCAGUAUUAGUCAUCUAUUAUACCUAAUUUAAUCAUUUUUUUCUCUCGAACCAGAAUGCUGCUCGGAACCCACCCUCUUACACUGAUCUCCCUCCGUCCCUAUUUCCAACAACUCGAUUAUUGAGAACAACGGAUUAUUAUGUUCCUUACCAUCAUUUUGGGCGAAUUUGUAGAGGAGAUGAGAUCUACCCGGUAAGCGGGCUGUAAGAUUUAACUUCUUCUCCAUUGUGGAAGUUUAGUUAUCAUGGCUUCCUCCUCGUAUAUUGGAUGCUCGUUAAAGGAGUCGCUUUUUUUUUUCUCUCUCGCUCCGAGAAAUUAGACUUAUUGCUGGUGUCGUAUCUUGCAAAGAAGUGGUUAAGUACCAUAUACAGACCUGUAUAAUAUCAAACAUAACCUUCUCUCAAUAACUCUAUCCCGUGGACUAGUCCCGACACACCGUUGGGGAUACUACGUAAAUCUCGUCUCCUUUAUUUUUGCGAUCUAUAUUAGGUCGAUUUCUCAUCCCUGUUCCUAUCGGACCGUUGUGUCUUUGUUUUGGGGUUGGUGGGGAACGGCUACGGUGCUAAUUGUACAAUAGUUAGCACCGUCCUAACCAAGGGAAAAACUACUACUAGUUUGAAUUAGUAGUGAUUUAACUUAGAUAUUGUAGUGAUUUUAUAAUAAUCCGUAGUGAUUUUUGCUAGUUAUCACGGUGCUAACCCUUAUAAGGAUUAGCACCUAAUCCCAUCCCGGGUUGGUGCUAUCGGAAUAACUAGAAACGUCCUCGGUUAGCUGUCGUGUGUUUGCGUCUCCAGUAGCGCCGUCCCCUAAACUCCAAAAGCCUCUAUUAUUAUUGUUCUUUGAUUUUUCCGCAUUAGAAAAGUUCCAAUUCUCUCUCUCUCUUUCUGUCUGUGUUCCGCUCCAGUACUAGAUUUUGGCUCAAUAAAUUUCUCUUAAUUGGGGUUUGAUUAGUUCACCAGCGAGCUGCAGAUUCAAGCCGCCAACUUGGGCUUCCCUUCUCUUCUGGUCGUCGGAGUCGAUAUGAAGCGGCGGAGGCGGCGGCAGGGGAAUCUUCCGUAGGCCGAACUCUGCCGCCGGCCGGCCCGCUCAUCUGGGUACGUUAGUGGGCGGAAAAGAUAUUAUGAUUUUCUUGUUGUUUAUUAUCUGCAAUGUUUCCUUCUUCGUCCUCCGUCGUUCUUGAGUUGAUCGGACAACGAUGUAGUAUAAAAUUACGUUAUGUUACACUCAUUUAGCACUCAAAUCUGUGGCAGUUCAUGUAUUUUUUUGGGCCAGAAAGAGAUAUGUAUCAAAUAUGCAUAUUUUAUAUAUAAAAAAAAUUAUGCCAUCAUAAAAUAAGAUAUUUAGCACAUUUAUUUAUCCCAACAGAAGAAGAAAAAAAAAAAGUUAAUUAAUAGAACCGUAGUCUUAAGUUGUUUUUACAUACUGAUGAAUAGUCUACAUGCUUAGUUGCUUACGUGUUUCUGGUAGUUCAUUGACUUUUAAAAAAAUAAAUUCGUCGUGAAAAUGAUUUAUUUUUUGAUUAUUUGUCAAAAUGUUAAAAUUUAUAUAUGUUUUUUUUAUAAAUAAUAAUUAAUAUAUGUUGUAGUUGUUGUCAACCAUAUUUAAAUUACAAUUCACAAGUAAUGAAGGGAUCCAGACAGUGAUUAAUUAUUACAAACAGCUGGAGAUCAAAUUAUUAUUGUCUCUCUCGAUUACCAAAUUCCACUUCAUAAUUACAAAAAAAAAUUUGAAAUCUCUUGCAGCUUAUGCUUCGGAUUUCAUUUCUCCUCGUCCUCCUUCUUCUCUGCCCUGCAGAUCGACAUCUACUGCAAUUUUAUUCUCGUAAUUUCCAGGUACUUUCCGAUCUCGCCAUUGUCGUUUUCUUUGAAUCUUGAUCCCAUUAUUUGUCCUUUCCCCCUAGGUUUUCAGUCCUUUCUUACGCAUGUUUCAUUGUUCAAUCCACAAAUUUGUGAUAUUUUCUUGAACUUCCCUGAUUUGGUGUCAAUCUGUGGAAAUGGAGCUUUCCGUUCUCAAGUGGCAUCACUGUUAAUGAUAAGAGUGUAACACGUUCAUUAACGCAACUAAUUCUUAGUUGCAUCCUUAACACUCGAAAAAAUGAAUCGAAACUAGAUUGUCAAUCACCUAUGUCAAAAAUUGGCACCCGGAACAGAAAAACUGGAUUUUUUCCACUUUUCAUUGUUGAUCUAUGAAUACCUGGCCCUUGGCUACGGGUAUUCAAAACGCGUAGCGGAAAAAAAAAAUUCCAACCUCAAAUUUAAAUAUUUGGAUUAACAUCAUCCCUAAAAAAAUUAUGAGAACUACUAUGUCAUAAGUUCACAUUUCACAGUCAACAAUCGUUAGUAAAAUGAAGUUUCUGAUUUAACUAGAUUUUUUUUUUCUUCCGAAGUAUGUAUUCAUAAUAUUAUUAUUACGUUCGUCGUCGUCGAUAAUUAUAUAUGUGCAAUGAUUCUUCUUCGCUAGUGGUCAUUCGACUUAUUGGCGCCAACGGAGUCCGAAACUGAAGUGUCAGAGGUGUACAAUCAAAAUCCAGAAGAUGUCCAAGUGAACGAUCAUCCAACAUCUUAACCAUCCAUUGCACUUCACUUAACGAAUAAAAUGAAGACAAGUCGAUCAUGGUGGACGGGGACGAGGGAUUACCUAAUAAUGCCGCCGGCCACCUCCAGGCAAAGAGCACACGUGAAACGGACACCAAAGUGGAUCCUACUCUUCGUUUCCCUCGCCGCCGUCUUCCUCAUCAGCGCCUACUACCUCUACCAGCCGAGAAGCACGGUCUCCGCCGCUCCUUGCUCUGUUUUCGCUCCGGGCGGGUGCACCACCACUUACGACGGAGACAGAGUCGUUCCGGCCAAAGUGUUCACCGACGAGGAGACGUCGUCUCACGUCGUGAUCCGCGAGAUCCUCAGCACGCCGCCGCCGCUCUCCAAGUCGCCCAAGAUUGCCUUCAUGUUCCUGACUCCUUCCUCACUCCCGUUCGAGAUGCUCUGGGAGAGAUUCUUUCAGGGUCAUGAAGACAAAUUCACCGUUUACAUACAUUCUUCCAGAGACAAGCCAAUCCAUAGCAGCCGUUACUUCGUCGGCCGAGAGAUCCGCAGUGAAAAGGUAGAGUGGGGGAAAAUCUCCAUGGUUGAUGCAGAGAGGAGACUACUAGCCAAUGCACUUUUGGAUCCAGAUAACCACCAGUUUGUCUUGCUCUCUGACAGCUGCGUGCCACUCCGCACCUUCAACUAUGUGUAUCACUACCUGAUGUUCACUAACGUCAGCUACAUCGACAGUUACGUGGAUCCGGGUCCGCAUGGCAACGGCAGAUACUCGGACCGCAUGAUGCCGGAAGUUCGAUACUCUGAUUUCCGAAAGGGUGCUCAGUGGUUCUCGAUGAAGCGACAGCAUGCUAUCAUAGUCAUGGCAGAUAGCUUGUACUACAGAAAGUUCAGGCUCUACUGCAGACCGAAUAUGGAUGGGAAGAAUUGCUACUCUGAUGAACAUUACCUGCAAACAUUUUUCACUAUGAUUGAUCCUGAUGGGAUCGCAAAGCGAUCGGUUACACAUGUUGACUGGUCCGAGGGAAAGUGGCAUCCAAGAUCUUACAGAGCUUCUGAUAUCACUUAUGAGCUCCUCAAGAACCUUACUACUGUCGACGAGGCCAUACAUGUCACGAGUGAAGGAAAGAAAGUGACGACAUGGAGACCUUGCUUCUGGAAUGGAGUGAAGCGGCCUUGUUAUUUAUUUGCCAGAAAGUUUUACCCGAACACUCUCGACAAAUUGUUGUACCAUUUUUCGAAUUAUACAACAAAUUAGACUCACACAUGUCUUUCCAUCACUCUUAAUUGGCUGGAAAGUAGUAAGUUAUUAUUCUUUUAUAGUGAUCCCAACCCUUUUUCAAGAUUUUGAAUAGCUUCUCCAUAAUGUACAAACAAUUAGAGUUUACCGAAAAAUUUAAGGGUGAUACAAAUGCACACCAGAAGCGAAACGAAUAAAGGAGUUAGGCACGGGAGAAAUAGAUUUAGUUAGUUGAUUAAUUAGCAAAGUAAAUAUACAAUUUCAAGUCAUAUUGGCUUUUUGGACAAUGGUGUGAUUAAGAAACACUAGUUUGAUCAUGUAUUACCCCAAGUAGAAUAAAUUUCUCAAAUAGAU
Molecule: messenger RNA, 4653 nt
Organism: Linum trigynum
Lineage: Eukaryota; Viridiplantae; Streptophyta; Magnoliopsida; Malpighiales; Linaceae
Source: the annotation of a GenBank genome assembly